CGCGCGGUCUGUCUUACGAGCGCUCUGGAUUUUGCGAUAGUUAAAGGGAUAGUUGGUGGGGCUGGUGCUGUAGUACUCUGUUUAGUAAGGCGGUCUGCUUCCUCGUUGCCUGGGAUCCCUUGGUGCCCGGGUAUCUAGCGUAUUACUAUUUCUCCGGGGUGCGUGUGGGGGGCGCGUCUUCUUUAUUUCUAUAACGUUAUAAGUUGUCGGAUCCUAAGGAUGCUUCCUUGGCUGGUGUCUAUCGGUUUACUAUUUAGCGCUCUCUAUGCUGCUUCUUGAUUAUCGAGAAGCAUAAAGAUGUUAGUUGCUAAACGCGUGUUAGUAAAACGGGCCGUAGCCCGUAUCGCUGCUUCUAUUGCGAUAACUUCUGCGUCGUAUACCUCUGUAGCGGAGCCUAGGCUUUAGCACCCUUCGAAGAUCUUGUAGCCUCCCUGGUAACCUAUAUACCCUAGUCCUGUCCUGCCUGUGGUAUCUUUGGAUCCGUCGGUAUAGAGGAUAAUGUCGGCUGAGGGAAUUGUUUCUAUCCAGCGCCUUAUAUGGGCGGCUGUUGUAGGACUUUUUAUCUGCAGGUCUCGAAUAUUAUAUGCUGGUUUAAGUAGUAGGGGUCUCUCGUAUUUAGGAAGGAGCGCUAUAGCCCUAAGAAGUCUUGUUUGUCCUCUUUGCUUGAGGCGGGUAGUAAGAGGGUGUUUCUCGUCGAGGGUACGGAGCCUAGCCGCGUGCCUUAGCCGGAUUGUUUCGAGAAUUAUCUCUGCCGGGGGGAUGCCUGCUUCUCUGUUGAGUGCAGGUGUGGGUGUUGUGCGGAAAACAGGGAGCAUCGCCCUUAAAGCUGUGUUGGUAGUAAUGCUGAGGCGCCUAACGAGCGCUUUGCUUAAAGUUGAUACUUCUUGUUUAGUCCUUUGCGAGAACCUAGUAGGCCCUGGCUACUAAGCCUCUGUACUAAAAAAGGCGACCGAUAUAAUGCAGGCUCUUACUGCGUGGCGGAGGUAUAAUGCUAGUACUCUACGCUGCGUAUUUCUAAGAGACCGAAGGUGUUCUAAGACUUUUAUAGCCCUACUAGCCUAGUGUUCGACGUGCGUGCGAAAGGAAAGGCGCCUGUCUAGCCAGAUCCCUAGCCACCUAGUGGCUUCGUUAGGGCUGAUAUUAUAGUUUUUAUAUCGUAGGCGGGGAUUCGUGUUGCCCGGCCCGCUCUUUCUAGUAAAGUGUUGGAGCUCGCACUUAGUAGGGUCGAAAGUAACACUAUUAUCUUUACCCUAGUCUAGGGCAGCUUUAAGGUUUCCCUCGAGCUUACUAGUUGCCUACUCGAGUAUAGAGCCCGCUUACAAGAAAGCUAUAUCAUCCGCGUAGCUAUAGGCCUGCUUCGGGUUGUUUAAUUUAAGUAGUAGCUCUAUAUAGAGUAUAAA
Molecule: messenger RNA, 1400 nt
Organism: Aplosporella prunicola CBS 121167
Lineage: Eukaryota; Fungi; Ascomycota; Dothideomycetes; Botryosphaeriales; Aplosporellaceae
Exons: 1
Coding region: 499-927 (142 amino acids)
Source: RefSeq, a predicted model, not a curated record